This is a messenger RNA of Haplochromis burtoni (Burton's mouthbrooder), 622 nucleotides long. RefSeq names its product C-X-C motif chemokine 10. Gene Ontology annotation, cellular component: extracellular region. Gene Ontology annotation, molecular function: chemokine activity; CXCR chemokine receptor binding. The record is from RefSeq and is a predicted model, not a curated record. NCBI's taxonomy places the organism in Eukaryota, Metazoa, Chordata, Actinopteri, Cichliformes, Cichlidae. Gene Ontology annotation, biological process: inflammatory response; neutrophil chemotaxis; chemokine-mediated signaling pathway. Bases 85 to 384 code for a protein of 99 amino acids. The transcript has 4 exons.
AACCCACACUCGACUUCAUUCACUCUCAGACUUUCUCUCUUGCAUCCUCACUGGUCCUCAAAGGUCAAAACAACCAUCACGAAGAUGAACAAGCCACUGCUCCUGCUGGUCGCUCUGACUUUCUGCUGUUGCAUCGCGUCUCUGCAUGGUUUUCCCAUUAACACCUGCCGCUGUAGGCGGACGGUCGCGAAUCCUAUUCCUCCUAGAGCAGUCAAGAAGAUAGAGGUGACUCCUGUCUCAGGACACUGCCCCCGAACUGAAAUCACCAUCACCGUGAGGAAUGGUAACAGGAUUUGUGUCGAUCCAGAGGCCAAGUGGUUUCCAGGCCUUCUCAACACUCUGCAAAAGAAAACUGCUGAGCCAACCACUGUUUCUAGCUUCUGAUCACGUUUCGUGGCAUAUCGAUGCCUUCAGUCAUCAAGCUGUGAAUUACCGGAGGAAGGCUGACCCACCUUCCAUUGUUUAUGUCACUGUCUUUUGGUUUUGUAUUGAACCUUUUUGCAGUUUCAUUUAUUUUUAGUGUUUAAGGGAAAAAAAAUUAUAACGUAUACAAAAUACCAUGAUCGAAAUGUGACCUUUUAUACCUGAUAGUAUUAAUGCGCUGUCUUACCAUUUUAAAGAA